AUGUCAAGUGCACUCUCUCCAGGAAAUGACCGACCUCACAUCGCCACUGCUCAAGAUGGUUUCAGUCAAACGGCGAGCAGCCUGUGGAGCACAGAUGAAUGCCUCUUCAUCCACUUGCAAGCCGAACUGGCACUCGCCGUGGUGAGCCUCUCGAUCGCGUCGGCAUUUCCACUAAGCGGCUCGAUCACCUACCAGAACUUUUGUCAGUUCUUCGAAGAGGUAGCGAAAGGUUCUCCAGAAGGAGUAUCGGAAUGUACCACUAGUAUCAUUCCAAAGAGCGAAAUUGACUACUGCUCGAAAGAGGAAGAACUGGUGGCGUCAGUGUGGUGGAAGACACAGAACCUGGUGAUAAAGGCGCGUCACGCAGGUGGUUCUAAGCAACUGAAGUGGUGGCUAGUUACACCAGGAGUCUUCGAUGAGUACCGGGACAUCCGUAGCAUGAUCAGCUAUAAUACAGAGGUCGAGAACUCGAAGGUUCACCCGACGAUCUGGGCUUUCCUCAACCGUGUCGUCCGCGAGAAGUUCCUGUAUUCAUGCACUGCCAAGACUACAAGUGCAAGCACCGACAAGAGUGGCAUCGCUUCUGGAGUCGUCGCUAACUACAUUGCGGCUGACGGCCUUGCGAUAUAUCCAACCCAGGUUAUUGAUAGGGGGCCCUUGGAUGACCCUUCGGAUGUCGAAGGAGGCGAAGAGGGAGAAGAGACGGAGGAUGAUUUGGACGAAUACUACGACGAAGAAGAAAAAAACGGAGAGGAAGAAGAAGGGCAACCAACCAAAACGCGCUUCAAGUCAACCAGCAAGUUCAAGAGAGGUAGCGACCAUUCUGCAAAUCGCGCCCAAAACAACUUUUGGAACGAUGAAGAGCGACAAUAUCUGGUGGAUAGAUGUAAUGCGUCGAUAACCAAACAUGGCCUGGUCGCUUGGCUUGACGACUUUACACAAGUCGCCAGUGAAGUCUGCAACCAGAUCAACGCACAUCGGUCUCAACACCCGGAAAGGUAUGAUGGUGGUUGUCCUCGGGGUAUCGAUUCGGUCCGCUCCCAGGCGAUCAGGAUGAGUUGCAUCAAGUAUUGGCACGUAAAGGCCAAAGAUUGCAAGGCGAAAAUAGAGAAGGGUGAGACUGUCGAGCCUGAGAUGCUGAACCUAGUGGACCCGAUCAAGUUCGCGGAUGAAAGCCCCUGA
Molecule: messenger RNA, 1182 nt
Organism: Alternaria arborescens
Lineage: Eukaryota; Fungi; Ascomycota; Dothideomycetes; Pleosporales; Pleosporaceae
Exons: 1
Coding region: 1-1182 (393 amino acids)
Source: RefSeq, a predicted model, not a curated record